AUGAAUAGGCUCUCGUGCUUUUUGCUUACCAUUGCAUUGAUUGCUGGGUCUAGUAACGCACUCUUUGAAAAAAACAGUGUCCACUUCAAAAAUUCUCUUCGUCCGGGCAAUAUUCUCAAGAUUCAUUGUAUAUCGGACAGUGACGACUUGGGUGUUCAUUUUUUGAACCCUGGACAGACCUACGAUUUUAGUUUUCAUGAUAGUUUUUUGAAGACCUAUUUCGAUUGCACCUUAGACCAAGGUCUUAAUUUCUCGUUUCGUGUAGCUUUUCCAGCUUAUAAAAGUGGUGGUGGCCUUGUUCGUUUUGGUAAGACCAAUUUUUGGGAUGCUAGAGAAGAUGGCAUGUACUUCACACACGGUACAGAAGCUCCCAAAUUAGAGUAUAAGUGGGCACCUGUUUAA
Messenger RNA from Eruca vesicaria subsp. sativa (arugula), 402 nucleotides. Lineage: Eukaryota; Viridiplantae; Streptophyta; Magnoliopsida; Brassicales; Brassicaceae. The record is from the annotation of a GenBank genome assembly.